ACAUAACAUAGCCAUAGGUUAGAGCAAAAAAUCAAAGAAAAAUGGGCCAAAAUCGUCCAUAUGUUUUAGUUGCAAAAGAAGUUCCGCCCGAUGUUAUGGGCGAAGAUCUCAAGUAUACUCAGCCGGAAAGGAAGCCUGUUCCUGUUUCGUUUGUACGGCAUAAAGAGUACGGUCCCCGCCGUGCACCAACCGGUCGCAUCCUUCCACAUACUAUCCUAGGUUCUGCCGAUGAAUUUGAAGAGUUGGAGCGAUUGGAGCGUGGAGUGUCGGAAGGGUAUGACGGAGGUGAAAGCGAGGAAGAGCGCGAAGAAGAGCGGGAACGAGAAAGGGAGAGAGAGGAAAAGGAACGUUCUGAUAGGGAAGAGAAGCGACGGAGAGUAGAGGAGGAGAGACAGAGAUGGUUGGGCAAAUUGCGAAUCUUUCAGAGAUAUAUAGAACUCCGCGAAACCCAUGCCCUAAAAACCUGGACCCGCCACUCCCAUGUCUGGUCCAAGAACGAAUCCCAUAUUUCCAAAGCCACCCGCCGAUCGAAAUCACAUCUUCUCAUGUCGCGGUUAAACACCCAUCGACAAAAAGUUGAAAGGUCGCGAUUGAUUGAGACGGCAUUGAGAGUGCUUGAAGAGGAGCAUGUGGAGUUUUGGAGGGUGGGAUGUAGAGUUGGCAGUGAGCUUUUGGGACUUGUUAUGCCAAUUCCCAAAGGCGGUCCUCGACAGAUUGAGAGGGUCAGAACAAUUGAUACUGCCCCACCGCCAUCGAACGACUAUUACGUGCAAAAAGCGCAGGAAUUAUCACCCAUCAUCUCUCUUUUUGAUCCCUUCCAUGAGCUGGGAGACGGGGGUUACAUGGAAGUACGAGGACACUCAAUCCUAUCGAAUCGAAUGACAUCGCUAGUCGAGAAACUUGUUACAAAGCUCGACGACCAGAACCCACCUCCACCAGUCACCGAACCCGAGCCUCAAACUUCAUCACCCCAAGGUCCCAUCCUUCAUCUCCCCCAAAAACGAUUAACCUUCACUACGGACCUCUCGGAAACGACCGCAUCGGUACUAACGAUAUAUAAUACUGGGUCGACGGCUAUUAGGUUCGAGAUUAGUAAAGUGGAGAUGGAGAAUGCGGUCGGUGUCAAGGAAGUCAGGGAUGGUGUGCAGAGAUUUUAUUUGAAGAAUUGUGGUGGGAUGAUAUUACCGGGAUUGGCGUGGGAUGUGGGAGUGGCGUUCAAGAGCUGUCGGCCUGGUGUCUAUACUGAAAAAUGGAAGAUUAUAACGGUGCCUGACGUGGGCGACGCUGAAGAGGAACUGGUUGUCACUCUGCAGGGAAUAGCAAUUGAACCCGAUACGACAGCCUCCAAACGAGUGGCCCUCGAACGCCUUCUCCAUCAUCGAGAAGCAACAACGGCUGCCAAAACUUUCCUCAACUCUCUUUUGACAAGCAUUACCAAACCACCGCGCACCAAACCACCUAAAGCGACCGCAACCCUCUCUGACAAAAAUCCAGGAUUGGGGUUGGAGUUUUCAGCGAGGAUAGUGGAGAGCUUAGAGUCUCUGGCGCAGGAAGCGUAUCGGGUGGUGGGCGUAGGGUUUGGGUGGGAUGGAUCGGUAUUGACAUUGUAUAAUGUCAUGAAUCAGAUUUCCGAGGCAGAGCUCCGAUCAACGUAUCUGCGCCGCUUAAAUGAGUGCAUCGAUGCGGCAUCAAAGAAGGAUGUGGGCAAUGGAGAGAGUCUGUUAAAUGUUGUGGGGUAUGAUAUAGUUGCCUCAUUAGCAGACCAGAUUGCGGAGACUAGUGAAGUGCUGCGAAAACGAAUGGGACUUCCUGUUGUGAGAGCGGCAACCAAAUUCUUUGAUGACGAAAAGUUGAUUGAUUUGGAUGGAGGGCUGGAAGGACCUCCCAGCGGAGCAGGCACAGCGCCCAUCGAUGCUGCGCGCAGAGCCACGCCCCCAGUGACCCAGCCCUCCGACGCGGGAGACAAGGGCAAGAAAGGCUCUGUUGCAUCCAAGGAACCAGCAGCCAAAAAGGCAUCAACACCGGGGCCAACUGGCAAACCGGGCACCAAGGGCGGACCAAAAAGCAAAACCGUUGAAAUCAAUCUACAAGAACCGGAAGCAGCUACACCCCAUCACCCAAUCGUGUUAGCCAAGGUAUCAGUCAAGCCUCGCAAGCUCGAUUCCUCCAAGGGAUGGACACGAGAACGCAGACAGAUGGAAGAUGCCUACAAACGGGAAUUCAAGCAGGAAGCCUGGCUGGCCGUUGCUUCCGCAAUCACCCGAUUGUGUGAUUUGUUUGCGGACUUGGAUGGAUAAUUGGCGGAGCUUUUUGUGUUAUAGAUAUCAAUGUAACCUUUUAAGGGUAUUAUGACGUUAUCAUGACUGUGCCAUGCAAUGUGGGAUGUGAUCAUAUC
Spizellomyces punctatus DAOM BR117 is the source of this 2395-nucleotide messenger RNA. RefSeq lists its product as uncharacterized. The record is from RefSeq and is a predicted model, not a curated record. Lineage: Eukaryota; Fungi; Chytridiomycota; Chytridiomycetes; Spizellomycetales; Spizellomycetaceae. Bases 42 to 2297 code for a protein of 751 amino acids. The transcript has 15 exons.